Molecule: messenger RNA, 1097 nt
Organism: Erigeron canadensis
Lineage: Eukaryota; Viridiplantae; Streptophyta; Magnoliopsida; Asterales; Asteraceae
Product: cytosolic sulfotransferase 12-like
Exons: 1
Coding region: 1-1002 (333 amino acids)
Biological process (GO): sulfation
Cellular component (GO): cytoplasm
Molecular function (GO): sulfotransferase activity
Source: RefSeq, a predicted model, not a curated record
AUGACAUCCCAACAACCUCCAAAACCGAGAUAUCUAGAAGAAGAUGUAUUGACUCAAGAAUGCAUGAACUUGAUUUCCUCCCUUCCCAAAGAAAAGGGAUGGGUUACAACAACAUUAUACAAGUAUCAAGGUUUUUGGCAUAGUACUAAACAACUUGAAGGGCUCCUUUCAUGUCAAAAACACUUUGAAGCUCAAGACACCGAUAUCCUCCUUAUUACCACUCCAAAGUCCGGUACCACCUGGCUAAAAGCGAUCUUGUUCGCCCUAGUAAACCGCAACACUUUCCCACUAACCCAACUAGCAGCUGAUGAUCACCCAUUACUAUCAAACAAUCCACAUACACUUGUGCCUUUCUUGGAGCUUGAGCUCUAUGCAGAUAAUAAUAUCCCUGAUCUCUCGACUUUCGCAUCUCCUAGACUCUUUUCCACCCACCUACCUUAUGUGUCUUUGCCGAAUUCCAUCGUUAGAUCAUCACAAGGCAAGCUUGUUUAUCUAUGUAGAAACCCAAAAGAUACUUUCAUUUCACUUUGGGCUUUUACAAACAAGAUGAGGUUAGAGGAAAUGGGGAGUAAUUCACUUGAAGAAGUUUUUGAAAAGUUUUGUAGGGGAGUGAGCUUGUAUGGACCCUUUUGGGAUCAUGUGUUAGGUUAUUGGGAGGAAAGCUUAAAGAAUCCAAAAAAAGUAUUUUUUCUAAAGUAUGAGGAGAUGAUAGAGCAACCAAAGCUUCAUUUGAAGAAACUAGCUGACUUUUUAGGAUGCUCGUUUUCUUCCAAAGAUGAGAAACAAGUCACAAUUGAGCGUAUAUUGGAAAUUUGUAGCUUUGAUAACUUGAGCAAUGUAGAGGUGAACAAGGAAGGGAAGCUUCCAAUUGGGGUGAAUUGCAAUACCUUUUUUCGAAAAGGUAAAGUUGGUGAUUGGAAAAAUUAUUUGACCACGGAAAUGGAAGCACGCCUUGACAAGAUUUGUGAAGAAAAGUUAGAUGGUUCCGGAUUAAAAUUUUAGUGUAUUUCUUUUUGUGUGUAAUUUGUUCUUAUUUGCUUUUUUGUUUGCUUGGAUUUGUGAUCCUUCUCCAUCAAUACCAAAAUAAAAUUUCGUGU